Molecule: messenger RNA, 1293 nt
Organism: Impatiens glandulifera
Lineage: Eukaryota; Viridiplantae; Streptophyta; Magnoliopsida; Ericales; Balsaminaceae
Exons: 1
Coding region: 1-1293 (430 amino acids)
Molecular function (GO): RNA-DNA hybrid ribonuclease activity; nucleic acid binding
Source: RefSeq, a predicted model, not a curated record
AUGUCUCCGAGGCCGGGAGUUCCUUUGAUUCUUUAUCUCACCAUCAUCGAGUCAUCCAUGGGGAGCAUGUUGGCCCAAGAGAACGAGAACAAGGAGGAAGUAGCCGUCUACUAUCUCAACAAAAGGAUGACCGGUUACGAGUUGAACUAUUCUUUUGUGGAAAAAGUCUGUUGGGCACUAGCCUGGGUAACUAAGAGGUUGCGCCACUACAUGCAAGCCCACCCAAUCAAGCUAGUGUCGAGACUCGAUCCCAUUCGUUUCUUGUUUCAAAGAACUCUUCUUUCGCCGCGUCUUGCUAAAUGGAUGAUGAUGAUUUCAAAAUAUGACAUCACAUAUACCGUGCAAAAGUCGAUCAAGGGGAGUAUAGUGGCUGAUUUCCUAGCUGAUCAACUAAUCACCAUUGAAGACGAUGACGAAGAAAUGGUCUUCCCAGAUGAUGAGAUCAUGGUUGUUCAAUCCGAAACGUGGAAGUUAAUGUUCGAUGGCGCGUCGGGAAGACAGGGUUACGGCAUUGGUAUCCUUUUGAUCGAUCCUGCUGGCACGUAUAAUCCUACUUCUGUUAAGUUGAGUUAUAGUGUCACCAACAACGAGGCUGAGUACGAAGCAUGCAUUGCUGAGAUCAAGUUAGCUAGCGAGAAGAGGAUUAGCAGAUUGGAGGUUAUUGGAGACUCGAAUCUUGUAAUCUCACAAGCCAAUGGGGAUUGGCAGGUCAAAGGCGACAAUCUUAAACCUUAUAAUUCUUUUCUCAUGCGUUUAAUCGCCAAAUUCGAAAGUGUUGUUUUCAUCAAUGCUUCAAAGAGUCAGAACCGUUUCGCUGACGCCCUUGCAACUCUCGCGGCAAUGACUCAAAUUCCCGAAGGAAUCAAGAUCAAGCCACUCAAAAUCCAAAAGAGGUGCAAUCGCAUCUAUGAGAAACUAGUGGUGGCUAACGCUAGUAUCUCAAGCAAACCUUGGUUCGAGCCCAUUCAAUCAUAUAUCGAAAGGGGGGAAUACCCUGCCCACUUUCAGAAGAAAGAGCGCCGCGCUCUCCGUCAGUUUGCCACUAGCUAUGUGGUUGUGGCAGGAUGUCUCUAUCGACGAUCUUUUGAUGGACAAAACAUGCUUUGUGUAGAUCAGGCGGAGUCUACUACCAUCAUGGAAGAAGUGCAUGCUGGGAAUUGCGGUUCCCACAUGAAUGGCAUGGCUCUUGCUAAGAAAGUUCUUCGGCUAGGCUACUUUUGGAAGAACUUGGAACAAGAUUGCAUUGCGUUCGUCAAGAAGUGUCACCAGUGUCAAAUUUAUGCUAAUCUAUAG